CGGCAGCAGUUUUGGGUUUCUCCUAAACUCCCAUCGUUCUCCCACACUGGAGCUUUUCAAUCUCUCGGAUGGAGAGAAAGAGGAUGAAAAAGCGCGAGCGGACAGAUCGAGGGGUUGAGAAGCGGCGACCAUGACAACACAUGAAAUCUGAGCGGCUGACAUCUGUGUCUCUCUCGUUCCCUCUGUCCCUCUCAAUCUCCCUCUCUGUUGUUUCUUUGACUCGCAUCCAGCAAACAACCCACAAGCUUUCAUUUCAUAACAGUCUCCGACAAGUCUGAUGACCUCACACGGCCCUCGACAUCAUCUUUGAUUUCAAACCGCAACGACUGACCACAGCAGAAGUGUGAAUAAAGUCUCUUUAAAACAGCAAGACUGACUUAAGUCCAACCCUGCUAUGAUAGACUCAUCAUAUCACAGCACCCACACACACUUCUGACCAACAUUUUCCUCCUCUCUUUCUUCUGACUGUUCGAAUUGAGCGUAUUUGUUUUUGAAAUCAUGUCUUGCUUCCUGUCACUGCACCUCUUGCCACAUCCUGAGAGGCUGUCACAGUUGACAAGCUCACAUGCAUUUCCUGCAUCUCAACAUCUUGUGCAUAAAACUAUUAGAGGUCGGCUACAACCAUGGUGAGCUUCUGUCCUAUAUGUGGGAAACCUGUUUAUUUUGGUGAGAAGAAGAGGUCAUUGGGACGGGAUUAUCACCCAUUAUGCUUGAAGUGUCACAAGUGUAAAAGACAGCUAACACCUGGUCAGCAUGCAGAGCACGAUGAGAAGCCAUACUGCACUAACUGCUACAUGAGAGAUUUUGGACCCAGAGGUAGCCGAAAUCCUGUUGCUCGGACCUUUAACACAGCUGCUUCUUAAGAGAGAUCCUGCAAUCUUGAGAAACACACAGCAUCUAGAUCUACAACACAUCUACAGUGUCUUUACACUGCCACGCACAGUAAACCAUUGGAAAAUACAGCCAAGUUGAUCUCUCCUAACCACAGAAUAAAAUAUAACUCCGCCCUUAUGUUUCCAUUCAUCAUAAUCUCAUAAAAAUAGCCAGAACUUACCAAACCAACAGCCAUCCACGUUGGCAUUCUCUCAGGGAACUGAACUACUUCCCAUGUUUAUUCUAGAAAUCUCUUGCCAUGCUUUCAAAGUUAUGGCACUUCACUGAACAUUAUUCUAGAAUUAAGUUGUGUCUUUCCUGUUUCAUCAUUUCCUGGCCUUUAGAAUGGGAGAUGCAGACAAACUAGUUAUGAAAAGUAUUGGCAUGUAUCUCGUAUAUAAACAUCAUGUGUUUUUGGUUUAAAAAUACAAAGUCAACACUCUGUAUACCAUUAAUUAAUUGAUUAACUUGAAACACAAUGUAAUUUUUUGUGCAUUCUGUUAUUGUUUGUUCUUUUUUCUGGGAUUUUGAGGAUCAGAGACAAUAAAACAAAGGGUUUUUUUCAUGAGCCAGCAAAUGUACAAAGGAAAAAUGACAAUAAUUAAUCAUUGUGUCUUUUUAAUUAGAAGCAGAAGCUUGCGUCCCAAACCUCAUGGCGCAUAUGUGAUGGCUUUAUCAUUUUUGUUAGUUCAGGAAGAAUACAUAUUUGAUUUUAUCUGUUUUUUUUUUUUCUCAUUAGUUCAUUGAACAGGAGUGUCACUCAGAGCUGCCAGCUAUCAUAUUGUCAACUAAUUAAAUCAGAAGUAUAAUUUCAUGUCUCUUAUCCUCAAAUCCAUGAAAUAAACUGUAAAAAAUUAAUAAUUUAAUAACUAUGUUUUUAUUGAACGCUUUUUAAUGAAAAUUGGAUUUGAAUAAAGAUUUAUACCUCAAAAUG
Megalobrama amblycephala (Wuchang bream) is the source of this 1807-nucleotide messenger RNA. RefSeq lists its product as uncharacterized. Gene Ontology annotation, biological process: regulation of gene expression; intrinsic apoptotic signaling pathway in response to DNA damage. Gene Ontology annotation, molecular function: zinc ion binding. Bases 624 to 863 code for a protein of 79 amino acids. NCBI's taxonomy places the organism in Eukaryota, Metazoa, Chordata, Actinopteri, Cypriniformes, Xenocyprididae. The record is from RefSeq and is a predicted model, not a curated record. The transcript is spliced from 4 exons.